AUGACAAACCACUCCGCCGACGAAGGCCUGUUCCAGCCAUACGACCAAUUCAUCCUCUUUGGCGACUCCAUCACUCAGCAGUCGACUUCGCCGGCCGAUGGAUUCGUCUUCCAGGCCGAGUUGCAAGAUGCCUACUGCCGCCGCUUGGAUGUCAUCAAUCGCGGGUUUAGACAAUUAACCGACAUCACCAGUGGCUAUACCACCGCUAAUGCGAUCAAUGUCUUUCCAAAAUUCUUCCCCACGCCGCAAAGAGCUACGGUGAAGUUGAUGACAAUCUUCUUCGGCGCCAAUGAUGCCUGUAUUCCAGGGACCUUCCAACACGUCCCUCUGGACAAGUUCAAGGAGAACCUGAGGCAACUCAUUCAACACCCCGCGGUGACAGCUCAAGGCACCCAGGUCAUCGUGCUCACCCCACCUGCAGUGAACGAGUACCAAAUGGACCCGGGUGACGGCUCCCCUUUGGCCCGAACCGCCAGUCACACCAAGAUCUAUGCAGAUGCUGCCCGGGAGGUUGCAACAUCGCUAGGAACCCCUGUCGCCGACAUCUGGACAGCAUUCAUGACGGCGGCCGGCUGGAAGGAAGGGGAGCCUCUGACAGGUUCGAAGGAGAUCCCCAAUAAUGCGAAACUGCAGAGUCUACUGACCGAUGGACUGCAUUUGACGGCGGACGGUUACCGGAUGGUUUUAGAGGUGGUGAUGGAAACAAUUCGACAGAAUUGCCCGGAGUUAAGUCCGGAGCAAUUGCCCUGGGUGCAUCCGCCCUGGACAGAGGCGCCGCGGUAUUAA
Aspergillus terreus NIH2624 is the source of this 786-nucleotide messenger RNA. Its product is annotated as SGNH/GDSL hydrolase family protein. The coding region runs from base 1 to 786 and encodes 261 amino acids. NCBI's taxonomy places the organism in Eukaryota, Fungi, Ascomycota, Eurotiomycetes, Eurotiales, Aspergillaceae. The record is from RefSeq and is a predicted model, not a curated record. The transcript has 5 exons.